AUGGCGGCGUCUCUCUCCUCGCAAGGGACCGCGCCGCCAAAUGCACCCACCGCUACAUCACCCACGGAUCUGCCACUCGCUGAACAAGAGCAAGUCGCCGCGCUCAUGACGCUCACGAAACACCUCUCCCCUGCCGCCACGAACGAGUUUCGUCGUCAACUGCGCGAGCAAGACAAUACAGAGACCAGACUCUUCAAACUCCCCGCCGAACUCCGCAAUGGCAUCUUCGAGAUGGCGUUCCUGGAUGAGCUGCUCGCGAACGAGGCGAAAAAAGUCACAGCAACAGCAAGAUACAGAACGUCAGAUCCAACAAAGGCAGCACAGGAGCCGACCGCGGAGACAUACGACCAGUUGAAAGCAUUGAUCUGCGGCCCUCGCGCCAUGAACGCUUGUCGCCAGAUGCGACGCGAAUGCCGGAGCCUGCUGGAGCUCGACAAGAUCGUCAUAACCCGCUACACGGCGCCGGGCAAGAGCCACAAAGUAACGUCGCUCGUUGAGCUUCUCCGGGUCGGCGGCGCGUUCUUCUAUGUCUCUCUGCACGACUCUGAAGAGAUCGCCCACGAAGCUGCAGAGAGCUGGGUCUUCUUCCCGAGCAGAGGCGAUGGAGCCGGGAUGGUGUUGUUCCCCUCGACACUGGGAAUCAAACCGAGAUCGAUCAGCAUCGAUUACCACGAGGCCUACCACAGGUUUAUGGAUGUGCCGUUGGUAUAUCGGCGGCAUGCAUGCACUAAAGCUGCGAAAGAUGACGGACCGGGGCCUCGUGCCAUCAUCUAG
Molecule: messenger RNA, 774 nt
Organism: Zasmidium cellare ATCC 36951
Lineage: Eukaryota; Fungi; Ascomycota; Dothideomycetes; Mycosphaerellales; Mycosphaerellaceae
Exons: 2
Coding region: 1-774 (257 amino acids)
Source: RefSeq, a predicted model, not a curated record